Arabidopsis thaliana (thale cress) is the source of this 1919-nucleotide messenger RNA. Its product is annotated as Pectate lyase family protein. The record is from RefSeq and is marked reviewed. The transcript has 4 exons. Gene Ontology annotation, biological process: pectin catabolic process. Lineage: Eukaryota; Viridiplantae; Streptophyta; Magnoliopsida; Brassicales; Brassicaceae. The coding region runs from base 217 to 1635 and encodes 472 amino acids. Gene Ontology annotation, molecular function: pectate lyase activity.
GCAGUACGAUUCAUCAUCUUAAAGGCUUUAGGCUCUAAAAGAAAAAAUAGAAAAAAAAAAGCGACCUAAAGCCAUGUCGAAAGCUUAGUAAAUUUCUCCAUAUAAAAUCUUAACCCCUUAAGAAAACAAGGAAAAAAAAAGAAGAGAUUGUUUAAAUAUUAUAUAAAAAAACUAUUUUUCUGAGAAAGAAAUUUUUUGAAAAACAAAAAAAGAAAGAUGGAGAUGGUUAGGCUGUCAAAGUUGAUGUUUACGUUUUGUAUUGCCGUUCUAAUUCCGACCAUUCGAGGUAACAUUUCUGAGCUGGACGAGUAUUGGUCGCAACGAGCCGACGAAGCCAGAGAAUUCACUCUUCAAGCUUACCAUUCUGAUCCUUACGAAAUCGUCGAUCACUUUCACGAGCGUCACUACGACAACUCUACUGAUGUUACAACGCCUGAGGAAGAUGGUGAUGCGAAGCCCGAAGAGGAGGAAAAAGAGUUCAUUGAAAUGCUCGGAAGCUCGACGAACAGCACCAGACGAAGCCUAAGAGGUAAAGGCAAGGGAAAAUGGAGUAAGCUAAAGGGACCUUGUACCGCAAGUAACCCCAUAGAUAAAUGUUGGCGUUGCCGAUCGGAUUGGGCUAAGCGUCGGAAGAAGCUUACACGUUGUGUCCGAGGGUUUGGUCACAGGACGACCGGAGGAAAACGAGGACGCAUCUAUGUGGUUACAAGCAACCUCGACGAAGACAUGGUGAACCCUAAACCGGGGACAUUGCGUCAUGCCGUGAUUCAGAAGGAACCUCUGUGGAUCAUUUUCAAGAACGAUAUGAGCAUUCGGUUAAACCAAGAGCUUCUGAUUAAUAGCCACAAGACUAUCGAUGCACGAGGAGCUAAUGUCCAUGUAGCCCAUGGCGCAGGGAUCACAAUGCAGUUUGUGAAAAAUGUCGUCAUCCAUGGACUGCAUAUUCACCACAUUUCUGAGAGUAGCGGUGGUAUGAUCCGAGACUCUGUAGACCAUUUCGGAAUGAGGACUAGAGCUGAUGGAGAUGGUCUAUCGAUUUAUGGUUCGUCUAACAUUUGGCUUGACCAUAUCUCGAUGUCGAAAUGUCAAGAUGGACUCAUCGAUGCCAUUGUUGGAUCCACUGGCAUUACAAUCUCCAACUCCCACUUCACUCACCACAACGAUGUGAUGUUGCUUGGUGCUCAAAACACGAAUGAAGCGGACAAACAUAUGCAAGUCACAGUGGCUUAUAACCAUUUUGGUAAAGGACUUGUACAGAGAAUGCCUAGGAUCCGAUGGGGAUUUGUUCAUGUUGUGAACAACGACUACACUCAUUGGGAGCUUUACGCGAUCGGAGGUAGUCAAGGUCCUACGAUUCUCAGCCAUGGAAACCGAUUCAUAGCUCCUCCACACAAACCGCAUUACAGAGAGGUGACAAAGAGAGAUUAUGCUUCGGAGGACGAGUGGAAACACUGGAACUGGAGAUCUGAUAAAGAUGUAUUCAUGAACGGUGCUUAUUUCAGACAAUCUGGUAAUCCUCAAUACAAAUGUGCACACACAAGACAACAAAUGAUCAAACCGAAAAAUGGAUUGGCUGUUUCAAAGCUGACCAAAUAUGCCGGAGCACUUGAUUGCAGAGUCGGGAGACGCUGUUAGAAAAUUUCUUUUAAUUUACUAUUGAUGUUUUAAGGGAAAGACAAUUUUUUCAACAUUUUGAUUUUUUGCUUCUAAUCUAGUUCAGGAAAUAAAUAAUUUCAGGGGUGAAAAUGAUUAAAAAAAAAUUCUAAUUUGUAAAGUUAUUUUUUGUGUUAUGAAAACAAGUUAUAUAAAGAGUAAGCCAUAACAGCUGGUUCUUGUAAUACAUAAUUCACAUUUUGUUUGUUAAACAACCAAAACUAAAUCAUCAAAUACUUUUUUUUGGAUUCAAAUCUGCAUAAAAC